AUGGCAAAGAUAUUCAAAAAUCGAUCGCUUUUUAAGGCCAAAAAAUCAGAAACCGCCAAAAGUUUUUCUGAAGAAGAUCUGGAAGAGUCGUCUAAAUCGUCCAGUGUCAAGAAUCCAGAAGGACCGUUUAUGAACCCAAAUGACUCAGGUGGGUUGAACUCCCUCAAGAGACUUGGUCGAACCCCGUCCAGGAAAAGUGGCGAUGCUUCAAGCUUGGACAAUAACGUGCAAAUUGAGAGCAAAUUGGGCAAGCUCUUCAACAGACGUAACAACGAGACACAAAAGACUCAAGCAAACACCGAAGAUAAGAAUGAAACUACAGCGAACGAGAAGCCUUCGGGGCCAGAUAGUCACAUUGACCUUGUCAAGACCGACAACCCAGGCUACAACGUCUCUAAUUCGCCACCUCCACUUGGAGUAUUCAGUAAGCGACAAGAGAGAAGCAGUCAAUCUUCGAGUUCCGAGGCUGAAGACCCCGGCAUGCUUGAGAGACUGCUCAGUUUCUCCUUUGAUCAAGAUUACUUUUUGGAUGCAGCGGACACACCAAGAUUGGACCUCGUGUCGCUCGACAGCUUCCAAAACUCGAUUCUCGAGGAGGAUCGACCUUACAUCCUUUGUCCAUUCAAAAGGAAUGAACCGUACUUCCCCUCCUGUGCCGUUUCUGACGAGGAUCCCAAAAAAAGUUAUAUGCUCACGAGGAACCGGAUUUACAAAGGCAAGUGCACUAAGAAGGCUAGAAGUUUGUUUGGAAGGAGGAUUACCAAAAAGAGCUCUCCUAAAUCCCCCGCAGGUUCAGACGGUGAUAUGGAAUCUCUCGGCAGUGAAAACAACAGCGAUGGCGUGGGCGACGAUACGACUCAGGAGAAAUUGCACAAAUCAGAGAGCACCACUACAGUGGACUACGGUAACGUCAAGGUUGAAGCUCGGGGAAAAAACACUUGCUUGAUUAUGAACUCGAAAUUGUUCGAGGAGCGUGGAGAGGUUUUGAUGCGUCUAUUCGGAGACUCUAAAUUCUCCGAGUUUGACGAGUCGUACGUCAAGUCAGUGGCCAGCGCAUCAACCAAGCAAUCCAUCCUUCCAAAUGAAUCAUAUGAGGAUAUCGGAAAGUCUAUGGUUUCCGUGGAAGUCGAGAAGAAGGACGCACCAUCUGGGGACGUGACACCCAAACAAGGAAAUUCUAAGGAUCAGGGGCUCGAAGAGACCAUAAGUGGCACGACUGAAAAGAAGAAAGAGGAAACUCCAGACAAGCAACCUCGUAGGAAACUGAUGUUGUCUCGUCUCUGGAUCAAACUCUACGCUGACGAGGAGUAG
Messenger RNA from Candidozyma auris, 1311 nucleotides. RefSeq lists its product as uncharacterized. Bases 1 to 1311 code for a protein of 436 amino acids. The record is from RefSeq and is a predicted model, not a curated record. The transcript has a single exon. NCBI's taxonomy places the organism in Eukaryota, Fungi, Ascomycota, Pichiomycetes, Serinales, Metschnikowiaceae.